Molecule: messenger RNA, 933 nt
Organism: Mercurialis annua (annual mercury)
Lineage: Eukaryota; Viridiplantae; Streptophyta; Magnoliopsida; Malpighiales; Euphorbiaceae
Exons: 4
Coding region: 1-933 (310 amino acids)
Source: RefSeq, a predicted model, not a curated record
AUGGAUUGUGCUAUGAUUGCCAACAAAUUAAUUCACUUUGCAAAAAGAAAGAAUGACGGGCUUCUUAUUUUGAAGUUGGAUUUCCAUAAGGCGUUUGAUAGUCUUGAUUGGAAUUACAUGUUGAAUUUUAUGCGAGUUAUGUCUUUUCCUGAAAUAUGGAUUCAGUGGAUGUCUACUUGCUUAUCUUCUGCCUUCUCUUCAAUUCUUGUGAAUGGAAGUUCUUUAGAAAGUUUCCCAUUAAAAAUAGGAGUUCGUCAAGGAGAUCUGAUAUCCCCUUAUCUUUUUGUGCUCGCUACAGAAGACUUGAAAAAGCAUUUUGCAAAAAGCAACAGAGAUAGGUCUUAUUACAGGGUUUACUCACUCAGAUAUGACUCCAAUCUCCACUUGGGACCCUGUUAUUCAAAGAUUCAAAUCAAAACUAUCGCUUUAAAGGGUAAUAUGCUUUCGCCUGCAGGAAGGUUAGUAUUGCUGAAAUCAGUUCUCUACAGCUUGCCUAUUUAUUUCAUGUCCAUUCUUGCUAUGCCUGUUAGCGUUCAAUCUGAGCUUGAGUUCUAUAUGAGGAGAUUUUUAUGGAAAGGGGAGACUAAUUCUAGAAUUUUCUUGUCAAAUGUGGGUUUUAUUAUUAGUAAUGGAGAAUCGAUUUCACUUUGGCACAAUGAUUGGUCUGGGAAUGGUUCAUUGGUUUUGAGUUUCCCUCGCUUAUUUCAGCUUUCAAACAUGAAGCAAGCUACUGUCAGCACUCUGCUGUUGUUUCUUCUCCAAGUUGGGACUGCUAGUUCUGCUUCUAUUGUUGGUGAAGACGACAUUAUCUGGAAGCAUGGAAGCAAAGGUUUCUCAGCUGCUUCAGCCUCAACUCUCAUCAGGUCAACACUGUUUGCUCAUAACAGUUUAGCUCCUAUGGUUAAUAAUAGGUCUGCUCUUUUUGAUAAGUAA